GAGGCGGCGCCGCCGGGACUGCCUCCUCCCCGCCCCUCGCGUCUCCUCCCCGCGCCACCAGGAAGGACAAGGGGACUGGGCACGGGGACCCCGGCCAGUGAGCGCCCGUGCCCCGGGACCGCCCCUCCCGUGCGCUCUCUCGCCGCGAUCCUGGGCCGGUCUCGCCCCGCAUGGUGCUGGCAGCAGCCAUGAGCCAGGACGCGGACCCCAGCGGCCCGGAGCAACCGGACAGAGAUGCCUGCAGCCUGCCGGGCGCCCAGGCGUCCCCAGCACCCCCCGGCCCGCGAGGGAUGCAGCCGCCGCCGCCGCCGCCCCCGGCCGGCCUACCCCAGAUCAUCCAAAAUGCCGCCAAGCUCCUGGACAAGAACCCGUUCUCGGUUGGUAACCCGAACCCUCUCCUUCCUUCGCCUGCCAGUCUCCAGCUGGCUCAACUGCAAGCCCAGCUCACCCUCCACCGGCUGAAGUUGGCACAGACAGCUGUCACCAACAACACUGCGGCCGCCACGGUCCUGAACCAAGUCCUCUCCAAAGUGGCCAUGUCCCAGCCUCUCUUCAACCAGCUGAGGCAUCCGUCUGUGAUCAGUAGCCCCCACGGCCACACCGGGGUACCCCAACAUGCUGCGACCAUACCCAGCACCCGGUUUCCCUCUAAUGCAAUUGCCUUUUCAUCCCCCGGCCAGACACGGGGCCCAGGACCCUCCAUGAGCCUUCCCAGCCAGCCCCCCAGUGCCAUGGUGAUGCAUCCUUUCAGCGGGGUAAUGCCUCAGGCCCCUGGCCAGCCAGCAGUCAUCUUGGGCAUUGGCAAGACGGGGCCCGCGCCAGCUCCAGCGGGAUUCUACGAGUACAGCAAAGCCAACUCCGGCCAGACGUACGGCUCUGAAACAGACGGUCAGCCCAGCUUCCUGCCAGCCUCUGCCUCGACUUCAGGCAAUGUGACUUACGAAGGGCACUACAGCCACACGGGGCAAGAUGGCCAAGCUGCCUUUUCCAAAGACUUCUACGGACCCAACUCCCAAGGGUCGCAUGUGGCAGGCGGAUUUCCAGCUGAGCAGGCCGGGGGCUUGAAAAGGGAAGUGGGGCCGCUGCUGCAGGGUGCAGACGGCCCGUGGGACAGCCCCCACGGAUUCUCUGGCCAGAGCAAGCCUGAUCUCACAGCAGGCCCCAACCUGUGGCCUCCACCCCCUGGCCAGCCCUACGAGCUGUACAACCCCGAGGAACCCACCCCAGACAGGACCCCUCCUUCCUUUGGGGGUCGGCUUAACAACAGCAAGCAGGGCUUCAGCAGCGCCCGGCGGCGGGCCAAGGAGGAGCAGGCAAUGCUCUCCGUGCGGCCCCUGCAGGUUCAGGAGCUGAAUGACCUUCACGGCGUGGCCCCCCUCCACCUGCCCCACGUCUGUAGCAUCUGCGACAAGAAGGUGUUUGAUUUGAAGGACUGGGAGCUGCAUGUGAAAGGGAAGCUGCACGCUCAGAAAUGCCUGGUCUUCUCUGAAAACGCUGGCGUGCGGUGUAUCCUUGGUUCGGCGGAGGGAGCACUGUGUGCCUCUCCCAACAGCACAGCCGUUUACAGCCCUGCUGGCAACGAAGAUUACGCCUCAAACCUCGGAACGCCGUACGCAGCCAUUCCAGCGAGGUCAUUUGCUCAGUCAAGUCCCACGUUUCCUUUGGCUUCCACGGGGACAAAUUUUGCGCAGCGGAAAGGUGCCGGCCGUGUGGUGCACAUCUGCAAUCUCCCUGAAGGAAGCUGCACUGAGAAUGACGUCAUUAACCUGGGGCUGCCCUUUGGAAAGGUCACUAAUUACAUCCUUAUGAAGUCGACUAAUCAGGCCUUUUUAGAGAUGGCUUACACAGAAGCUGCCCAGGCAAUGGUCCAGUAUUAUCAAGAGAAAUCUGCUGUGAUCAAUGGUGAGAAGUUGCUCAUUCGGAUGUCCAAGAGAUACAAGGAAUUACAGCUAAAGAAACCCGGGAAGAACGUGGCUGCCAUCAUCCAGGACAUCCAUUCCCAGAGGGAGAGGGACAUGUUCCGGGAAGCAGACAGGUAUGGCCCAGAAAGGCCACGGUCCCGCAGCCCAGUGAGCCGGUCCCUCUCCCCACGGUCCCAUACUCCGAGCUUCACCUCCUGCAGCUCUUCCCACAGUCCUCCGGGCCCCUCCCGGGCUGACUGGGGCAACGGCCGGGACUCGUGGGAGCACUCCCCCUACGCCAGGAGGGAGGAGGACUGGGACACAGCCCCCCGGAGGGAGAAUGGAGAUGACAAGAGGGACAGGACGGAGCCCUGGGCACAUGAUCGCAAACACCAUCCCCGGCAACUGGACAAGGCCGAGUUGGACGAGCGGCUCGAAGGAGGGAGGGGGCACCGGGAAAGGUACCCGAGGUCUGGGUCCCCCAACCCGCUGCACUCUGCGUCCAGCUACAAAAUCCGGGAGGACAGCUACUACCGGAAGGAGCUCAAAGCCAAGUCGGACAAGUACCCGAAGCAGCAGCAGGACGCCCCGGGGAAGUCCAGGAGGAAAGAUGAGGCCAGGCUGCGGGAAAGCAGACAGCCCCUUCCCGACGACUCAGGCAAGGAAGACGGGCUGGGGCCAAAGGUCACUAGGGCCCCUGAGGGCGCCAAGUCCAAGCAGAGUGAGAAAAAUAAAACCAAGAGACCUGAUAGAGACCAAGAAGGAGCUGAUGAUAGAAAAGAAAGAAAAAUGGCAGAGAAUGAGGUAAUGAUGCAAUCUCUUCCCCAGGCUGGAAAAGAGGAACAGGAGGGCUUGGAAGAAAGCCCCCAAUCAGUGGGCAGACAGGAGAAAGAAACAGAGUCCUCUGAUCCGGAAAACACACGGACAAGGAAGGAGCAAGAUUGGGAGAGUGGAAGUGAGGCAGAGGGGGAGAGCUGGUAUCCCACGAACAUGGAGGAGCUGGUCACAGUGGAUGAAGUCGGGGAGGAAGAGGACUUUAUCAUGGAACCAGACAUCCCAGAGCUGGAAGAAAUUGUGCCCAUUGACCAGAAAGACGAUAUCUGCCCAGAAAUAUGUCCCUGUGUGACAACCACUUUAGAUUUCACCAACGAAGGAGUCAAGGCCAUUGGGAAUGGGGCGGCAGAAAUCAGCCUCAAAUCACCCAGAGAACUGCCUCCUGUUUCCACGAGCUGUCCCAGUGACAUAGACGUGGAAAUGCCUGGCCUAAAUCUGGAUGCUGAGCGGAAGCCAGCUGAAAGCGAGACAGGCCUCUCCCUGGAGGAUUCAGAUUGCUACGAGAAGGAGGCAAAGGGAGUGGAGAGCUCAGAUGUUCAUCCGACCCCUGCAGUCCCGCAAAUGUCUUCCCCCAGGCCAGCAGACGAGAGGGCCCAGCAGCCUAGCCCCUUUCUCGAUGACUGCAAGACCAGGGGGACCCCCGAAGAUGGGGCUUGUGAAGGCAGUCCCCUGGAGGAGAAAGCCAGGCCCCCCACCGAAACCGACCUCCAAAGCCAGGCUUGCCAAGGAGUGGUGACCCCCGAAAACUCCAGGUACGUGGAAAUGAAAUCUCUGGACGUGACAUCACCAGAAUACACUGAAGCGGAGCUGAAACAGCCCCUUUCUUUGCCUUCCUGGGAACCAGAGGAUGUGUUCAGCGAACUUAGCAUUCCUCUAGGGGUGGAGUUCGUGGUUCCCAGAACUGGGUUUUAUUGCAAGCUGUGUGGGCUGUUCUACACGAGCGAGGAGAUGGCGAAGGUGAGCCACUGCCGCAGUGCUGUCCACUACAGGAACUUACAGAAGUACUUGUCCCAGCUGGCUGAGGAGGGCCUCAAGGAGACGGAGGGGGCCGGCAGCCCGAGGCCCGAGGACGGCGGGAUCGUGCCACGUUUCGAAAGGAGAAAGCUCUGAUGCUGCUGCUGCUGCUGCUGCUGGAAGGUGGGAGACGGGGGCCUGCCCAAGUGGGGCCUUCCUGACCGCUGGGACAGGACUAAGGCCCGAGAGGAAGGAAAGCCAGGCAGGUCGUGUUGCUUGGGUUUGUUCCCAGAGACUCAUUAAAAUGCCCCCAAAGUGUCUCCAGGAGCCAAGUCACCCUGGCGUGUCCAGCCGCUGAGGGUCACCAACUCUCCCUGUUGACUUUUGUUUCUCUCAAGUGAUCUUUCAAUUUGCUCCUCUCUCUCUCUUCCUCUCCCUCCUCUGUGCCAAGGAUCAUUUCCUUUUCAUAAAAUCCAACUUCUCAGGGAUUUUUCACAGUGUUUAAAUUCUUGCUAGGGUAUAACAGGUCAGGCCAGGCUGAGUCAUGCAGGGAAACGGUUUAAUGGAAACUCCUGGGUCGAGUGAACCCCUUCAGGGAAUCUGCAGAGGUGUUCCUGCCUGGCGUCCCGUGUGUCCCGCAGGGAGAGCGGGGUUGCUGAGUGGGGUCCUGCAGCCCCAGAGAGAGGACAUCAUAGACAGUCAGUUGGCAGAAGCUGAGAGUGGCUUCAUUAACCUCUUUCUCCAGCUGGACUGCCUUUUUGAAAAGCCCCUGUCUUUAGUAACUCUUUCAUCUUCUGAACUAUUCCAUUAAGUCUGCCAGAUUUAUGCCUUAAAGUAAAAUUAAAUGAAUUUUAUGGGGGAAGAAAAGAGCCCUUCGUUUUGGAAGUUCUAAGUUUCCUCUAAACCUGUCUCCCUCCUCUUGAUUUCAGGAGCUGUCAGGCUUUGUUCUGUUCUGGGCAAUGAAUUUGGUAUAGAUUCGUUUUAAUUAAAAAUGAAAACGGAAGCAGCUUCUCCCUCCAGCUGAAACAGCAGUUGGCAUGGCCUUAGGUCGAGGGCUGGCCUCUCUGCAGCGGGUGGCACUGGCUCGAGAGGCACAGUAACAAGGAAGCAGCAUCUGUCCUUGACUCACCCUUGGUGCCUGUAGUCUGGGAUGCAGCAGCCUCACAGUGGGAUGGUUUUUAAAUGGCCCUGCAGUGGGGGAAGAAGCUAAGGAAAGAGACGGCUACAGGGCCGAAGAGCAGCGUUUGAGGUUUUCCAGUGGUUUAUGGGGGGCCCUUUCCAACUGGGCAGAGGUUGAGGGCCCCCAGGGUUUGACCGAACGCACGUGCAGACUUUGAUGUCAAGAUGUUGUGAAGAACAGAACCCUUGUUCCCAGCGCUCUGUCUGGUAUGGAGGUCGGUGCCCUCAGUCCCCCGAAGGGCUGUGGGCUCUCUUGCCGGACAGUCCAUCAGAAGGGUUUGGGACAAGGGUGCUGGGGGAAAUGAGGCGCUGCCACAGCCACGCAGCUGCACCCAGGAAGGUCAGAGGGAGCCUGGGGCUGUUUUCAUGAGCUGAGCUACUCCCCUGAAGGUGCCUUCCCUGGCUUCGCCUGUGAAAAAUAAAACAAGGAAGAUGGGUCAGUCUCCCCUGGGCAGUUCCUGUCCUUUCUAUUCCUGACUGCGGGCAGGUCCACUGAGAAGGGAUUGUGUGUGGGUUUUUGUUUUCAUUUUUCUUUUUAUGGUAAGUCAGAGCAUACUGCACAUUCUUUCCUCUGCACUAAUGGAAGGAGGGUGGAGGGAUUAUCUAGCUCAACAGGGAUGUUUUAUAUCAGGAAACUGAAGCACAGAAAGGAAACAAAUGUAGAACAUAGAAAGAUCAUGUGGAAACCUUGAGGCAUACGGUCACGGGCAAAGAGAGAACUGUGGGACCCCGGGAGAGACAAGAGUUAAGGCACCAGAGCGAAAAAGACCAGUUUGGACGGGUGUGGUGAGGAGAGGGUGGAAGAAGCAAGAAACCUGAACUGGUCAUCAGGCUGGUAAAUAAAAUGUACAGGAGGCCCCUGGUUUGGACCCAGCAGACCAAACCAAAAUGGAGUCACUCAUGCCAAAGUUCCACGUCACCAAGCCAAAACUGAGUUGGUUAUCUGACCUUCCAAGAAAUCAAGAGAGAGAGAGAGAGAGAAAAUAGACAAAUCCCCAAAUAGGCCAGUUUUAGCCAGCAUGAUAAGAAAGUCACCUCUGCUUUAUCUUUUACAAGGAAAGUAACUUUGAAAUGACCAGGCUGGUCUUUGUUCUCUGUGUCUCCUUUCCUCAGCCCUUCUCUGUCUAUAAAGCCAAGCUCCCCUGCUCAGCUUCUGGGAACACUUAUUCUAUUUCGUAGAAUGAGGUGUUGCCCAGUUCUAGAAUCAAAAAUAAAAGCCAAUUAAGAUCUUCAAAUUUGUUGUAAUUCUGUCUUUUGACAAGGCCAUAUGGGAGUGGUAGGAAAGUUGGUGUCUCAAAUAGAAUAAAGUCUGAAGAUCGUGGCUCGGCCCAGAUUGUUCCCCUGGCCGACUCCACAGGUUUUAACCUGGCAUUCUGGACACCAGCUGGGCCUCCUCCAUUUCUCAGAAAACCCUCAGCCCCGUGUGUCUUUCUUCCCACUGCGGGGAGGUCUGGGGGCAGCUCUUAGGCCUCCUCGCUGAACCUUGCUGGGAAAAGCCCACAUUCUCCAUCAGGGGCUGGAACGAUGCAUUAUCAGAGGCUGGGCGCUGUGUCCCCCAGCAAAGUGGGAGCAGACCUCACAGCUCAUUUUCCUCCUCCCCCCAACCCCAGCAGCAUUUCCAUGGAAACCCAGGUGGUCAAGUUCCCGAGUAAUGUAAUGCCUCCCUUGCUGAUAGACUGACCUUCUUCAUGUUGGAAAGCUGGAGAGAGCCCCUGGGAGGGAGAGAGAAGAGGCUGUCUCUGCAUUCAAUCAGAACCUUCCGUUUAAAAUCAUCUAAGAGUCUAUACUUGUAUGUGUGUGUGUAUAUAUAUAUAUAUAUAUAUAUUUAUUUUUAUUUAUUUUUAUACAAUUCCAUUGGCAUGGUCCUUCACCAACCCUAUAAUUUGCACUUUUUAUUCCUAUGUGUGUCACACCCAAUGCAAUAUUAAAGGCAACCAGGAAAAUAUUGAUUUAUUUUUUAAAGCUUUUCUUUAGUGUUUUGUCAACCAUUUCAAAGUGUCUCUCAGAAAAGGUUGCCCAAGAGUAGCCUUGAGCAACAGAUCCAUUUGUACCCUGGGUACAACAUAAUAAAGGCCUGCAUAAUUUUCUUUCCAUUGUUAACAUCUGAAAUAAAGUGUCUCUACACAGUAUUCCCAAAGAAUUUGGUAAAUUUGAUGUUGGUGUGAGCAGCAACCAUUAGUAUCAGGGUUUCCCAUUCUUGGGCAGUUGGAGGCUGUGAUCUGUUAGACUGUACUUGAACUGGACCAGAGUUUGUUUUGUGAGUUUAAGAGAAAAACAAAAACACUAAGUUUGAACUUGUAAAGUAUUGAAAUCUAUUGAGUGUCCUAUAAAUUGUCACCACUUUUCUUGAUCUGUAUAACUGACUGCAAAGUGUUUGUUUUUACAGAAGGAAAAAAAAAUUUUUAAUAAAGAGAAUUUG
Molecule: messenger RNA, 7287 nt
Organism: Lemur catta (Ring-tailed lemur)
Lineage: Eukaryota; Metazoa; Chordata; Mammalia; Primates; Lemuridae
Gene: RBM20
Product: RNA binding motif protein 20
Exons: 14
Coding region: 171-3845 (1224 amino acids)
Biological process (GO): regulation of RNA splicing
Cellular component (GO): nucleus
Molecular function (GO): mRNA binding; zinc ion binding
Source: RefSeq, a predicted model, not a curated record